Pecten maximus is the source of this 3128-nucleotide messenger RNA. RefSeq names its product caprin-1-like. Gene Ontology annotation, molecular function: RNA binding. Gene Ontology annotation, cellular component: cytoplasm. Lineage: Eukaryota; Metazoa; Mollusca; Bivalvia; Pectinida; Pectinidae. The transcript is spliced from 9 exons. Bases 78 to 2111 code for a protein of 677 amino acids. The record is from RefSeq and is a predicted model, not a curated record.
UCCACUUGAGAAUGUGGUAAAAUUUGACGAUUGUGAGCACGUGAACUGUCUUUAUGCCGAGUUGUUGCUGUUGAACGAUGCCUGCUGCGUCUACAAAACCCGAUAAAGCCUCUUACGAGGCGACUGAACCAAUCAAACAAGUUAUCCAGGUUGUGGAAAAGAAAGUCCGCAAUUUGGAAAAACGAAAGGGGAAGCUUGAUGGCUACAAAGCCAAAGCUGAUUCUGGAGCCAAGUUGGAGAAGGACCAACAGGCGGCCGUUGACAAGUAUGACGAGGUUAUGCAGACACUCGAGUUUGCUCGAGAUCUGCAGAAACAGUUCUUAAGCAUUAAUGUUGAUGCCGAGAAGAUGAUGAAGAAGCAGCUGAAGCGAGAUAAGAUAGAGCGACAGAACAUGGUUCUGAAACGCAUGCAGGAGAUGCUGAAGGUCCAGAACCUGCUUGAUAGUAUGGGGUCUGAUAAAGUUCGUACCGACUUUCAGACAGGCAAGCAUGGUGCAGUGGUUCUGACGGAGGAAAAUCUUACCCACCUGGAUGAGCUAUAUAAGCUGAUCAGUCCGUCACGUGAUAGUGAGAACUACGCAGAGGAGCUCAGUCAAGCUUCAGAACACUUGCUUUGUCUGCUGGACGCCAAAGAGAAGGAAGUCGUCGGAACAAAUUACAAGGAUCUCAAUGAGCUGCUUGAUCUCAUCAACAACUGUGGCUACUUUGAGAACGCUGCUGCUCAAGAGGAAGAGGCAACAGAGGAUACUGCUGGUGAUCAGGAAUUCAUUGUGGUUAAUUCCAGCGAAGUCCCACAAGCAGAUUCCGUCGAAGUUCAGGCAUCACUUCCCCCACAGGUUAUUGAUGAACAACAAAUUGAACAAACCAACGAGGCUAGUCAAAGUGUACAACAGCAGGCAGAAUACGCCACCAUGGCAGAGGCAGAUUCAUUUUUUUCAAAGGCAACAACAACAAACCCGGCAGAAGUAUCAACAGUAACAGUAACCCAGCAACAACAACAACAACAGCAGCAACAGCAGCAGGACCAGACACAAGACAAUGCUUACAAUCCAAGACCAUUCCAAGAUAUUGUAUCCAAGGUACAAGGUAACUUCAACUUUCUACAGGAAUCCACACUAGACAUGGAGUCGCCCCACAUGGACCCCGCAGUUGUUGCGGCACAUCCUAUGCCUCCCGCGCCCCUUGGACACCAGACUGAAACUUUAUCAUCACAGACAUUUUCCAAUCAAGGGUUUGGUGAACUUGCUCAGCAGGCACCCCAUGAUCUCACCUCAGCAAACAAGGAAUCCACACAAUCGUUGCUUUCAAAGCAGCAGUCGUCCCUAGGGGGCGCAUCUGACUUUCCCUCUCAGACAUUCGGGCAGAGUUUACAAAGUGAUGCCCUUUUUCCCUCAUCAGCUGUGAAAGGCACCUCCUCCCAACUUACACAAAGUGUAAUGGGAAAAUCAAAUGACAAUUCAAUAUCCAAAUUUGAAAUUCCACCAAGUAUCCCAAUGCCACCAGGAUUACAGUCAAACUCACAGGAGUCUUCAGCAGAUACACAAGCAGAAAAGAAAUUUACAAUGAAUCCAAAUGCAGAGAUGUUCCAGUCCCAACUUUACAAUGCAUCAUCAACACCAGCUCAGGAUGAGUUUGGGCAACAGCAGGGAGACUUUGGCAGACAAAAUUAUCAGGGAAACUCUUACAACUCAAAUAAUUAUCGUGGAAACCGAGGCAACAGUGGUGGCGGCGGUGGUUUCAGAGGCAAGAACAAUCGCGGCGGUGGUGAACGCAGUGGCAAUAUGGCCAAUGGGUUUGGAGGAGGUCGCGGUUCAAGGGGAGGCAACUCCUACAGUGGCAAUAGAGGUGGACAAGGGGGAGCUUUCCAGGGUUUCCCUCCCCGCUCCAAUGACUACAACAAUAGGUCAGAAGGAUAUCAAAAUUACAACGGCAACUUCGGUGGCAAUAGCAACAGUGGAGGAUUCCAAAAGCGCGGGGGUGGAGGCCAAUCAAGGGGAAACAAUAGAGGAGCAGCACGCGGCGGUGCACCUAGAGGUGCAGCUCGUGGAAACUCCAGAGGUGGACAGGGCGGUGGAGGAUUUGGACGUCCUCAAGCACAGCAGACAGCCUGAGGUCACAUUUUGACCGAUCACAUAACCAUCAUGUGAUAGUUACAGACUGGAUGUAGUAGUGGAGUUAUUUUCUCAACUCAUGUCUGUUCAAUUUUGAAUUUUAAGUUGUGGAUGAAAAUUAAGCAAACCGUGAAUUUUGUCACAGUGCAUGAUUGCUUUUUCUUUUCUGUCAUUUUAUUUAAAUGUUUUAUGUUAUUUGUCUUGCGAAUAAUCAGUUUCCUAAUUUUAUUGAAUCAUGCAUUAUGAAAAAGAACAAGAACUGUUUAUCCACACCUUCCAAUUCACCAUUGGAUAGUGGGUACUACGUUGCUAUGGUAACAAUUGUGAGUAUUGUAGAUGUGGUAUGGCAACUUCAACAGCAAACAACACAAACAACAUUUCCUUUUAUGUACUCAACGUAAAAUCGAGACAAGGAUCACAUUCAAAGGCAUAAUGAUUACAGUGAACACGAGUGUACUCUCCAGCUAGUACUCGAGAGCUGACACUUGUACGGCAUAUGUACUACACAUAGUUUUGAAGAGGCCAAAUAUCUGUUAUGGCAGAGCAUUACAAUGUCAAAACCUAGUGCUGUGAUGAACGAUCAAAAUACUUCAGGAACUAUGUGUCGUCAAACUGGCAUGUUUGAAAUAUAAAUAAGUUCAGAAGUGCAACUCAGUUUACUUAUGGAAGGAUUUUAUACAUAGAUGCAAAACUCCCAAGUGACAUAGAAGUUUUAAUGCGUCAAGUUUCCGUCAUAUCAUUAUAUGAAUGCUAAGUUUGAAGCAGCUACUCUUAUUUCACUUGAAAAAAAAACUUAAAAAAAUUGUAUAAAAAAAAAAAGAAAUAUGAUUUAAAAAAAAUGUUUCAGAAGAAAUAUCCCAUAAGCCUAGAUUUGUUCAUCUUUCUUUUCUUAUUUUCACACUCCUUAUUUUGUUCCCUUGAGGGUCUCAGCUUGAGAGUAGAGAUAAUCAUGGAAUUGAUGGUUACCGUAUGAAAUCUCGGGCCUUCUUUGAAUAAAACAGUUGGUGAUUACAACUA